Andrographis paniculata is the source of this 1752-nucleotide messenger RNA. RefSeq names its product beta-1,6-galactosyltransferase GALT31A. The coding region runs from base 281 to 1516 and encodes 411 amino acids. Lineage: Eukaryota; Viridiplantae; Streptophyta; Magnoliopsida; Lamiales; Acanthaceae. Gene Ontology annotation, molecular function: hexosyltransferase activity. The record is from RefSeq and is a predicted model, not a curated record. Gene Ontology annotation, cellular component: Golgi membrane. The transcript is spliced from 11 exons.
CUUGUUUUUAACCCAAACAAGACUCCCAACUGUUGUAUUUAUUUGCUGCUUAAAUAGUAUUGAAUGAUUAAUGAUGAUGGCGUAUCCCUUCCUUCUCCACAGUUGCCCCCAUUUUCUUUAGGAUUUACUUUUUAUUUGCAAAUGGUUUCGCCAUUAGCUCACCGCUUGAGCUUUCUGCACAUUUAAAAAUACUCAAAGCAAAGCCCUUUGAAAAGCUUCCCCCUUUCCUACUCCUGUUCAGUUUAUCUUCGAAGUUUUGAUCUUUUUUGUGGCGGAGAAGAUGGGGCUGAUGCUUGGCACCCGGCAGCCGUACAGAGGCGGCGGUGCUGCAACCCUCAGCGGUUUUCCGGCGAGAUGGGUCUCGGUAUUAUGCAUUGCAAGCUUCUUUUUGGGUGUUGUUUUUGUGAACAGGUUUUGGUCCAGUUCAGAAGCCGGUACUGACAAGAAUGGAACAUCCGAAGGUCAAUAUGGAUAUAAAAAUACAUAUCCUUCUAUCAAGUGUGAGAAUAAGCUGGAUGUCUCAAAGAACAAGGGCAUCCUUUCCAAAGCUUUGAAAACUGAGGACAUGAUCAUGACAUUAGAUAAAACCAUAUCUUCACUGGAAAUGCAACUUGCUGCAGCACGAGCAGCCAAAGCAGAGAGCGGUGAAAACCGCCCUAUCGAUACGAAGAUUGGAGAUGAGUCAUCGAAUGGACGCCGGAGGGCAUUUUUUGUAAUUGGAAUUAUUACAGCAUUUAGCAGCAGAAAACGACGUGAUUCUGUUAGGGAGACAUGGAUGCCACAAGGAAAAGAAUUGAAGAAGCUGGAGGACGAGAAAGGGAUAAUCAUAAGAUUUGUGAUAGGACAUAGUGCGUCGCCUGGUGGAGUUUUGGACAAAACGAUCGACGACGAAGAAGAUCAGUACAGGGAUUUCUUGCGAUUGGAUCAUAUCGAGGGGUAUCACGAGCUGUCUUUGAAAACUCAGAUUUACUUUUCGACAGCUGCUGCAAUGUGGGACGCCGACUUCUAUGUCAAAGUUGACGACGAUGUCCACGUCAAUCUUGGUGUUCUAAAUUCAUUGUUGUCCCGUAUUCCUUCCAAACGCCGCACCUAUAUCGGCUGCAUGAAAUCCGGCCCGGUCCUCGCCCAAAAGGGAGUCAAGUACCACGAGCCGGAACAUUGGAAAUUCGGCGAGGAGGGGAACAAGUAUUUCAGGCAUGCGACGGGGCAAAUUUAUGCAAUUUCGAAAGACUUGGCUACCUACAUUUCCGUUAACCGAGACGUGCUCCACAAGUACGCGAACGAAGAUGUUUCUCUCGGGUCUUGGUUUAUCGGUCUCGACGUCGAGCACGUCGACGAGCGAAGCCUGUGUUGCGGCUCACCCCCUGAUUGCGAGUGGAAGGCCCAGGCGGGAACGCCUUGCGCGGCAUCGUUCGAUUGGAGCUGCAGCGGGAUAUGCCGAUCGGAGGAAACAAUGGACGACGUUCACCGGCGCUGCGGUGAGGGCGAUGGAGCAAUCUGGCAUUCCCAAACUUGAAGAAAGGAAAAUUCUUUUGAUUCGACGAGACCCGACCCGACCCGAGCUCCUUCGAGCAUGCUUGCAAUGUAUUUGUGUAUAGUUUUUUAGUUUCGAGCAUGGCCGGCGGGAGGUGUCUCUAUACUGCCCCCAUUUUUGUCCUAACGAAGAAGAAACGUUUGGGGAAAACUCACGAAAGUAGCUAUUACUGAAAUGGUUUGGUUAAUGUCUGAAUGAAAGUGGGUUCUGAGUUGAUA